Molecule: messenger RNA, 616 nt
Organism: Danio rerio (zebrafish)
Lineage: Eukaryota; Metazoa; Chordata; Actinopteri; Cypriniformes; Danionidae
Gene: fabp2
Product: fatty acid binding protein 2, intestinal
Molecular function (GO): lipid binding
Source: RefSeq, marked provisional
UCUGUCAUCAUCAUGACCUUCAACGGGACCUGGAAAGUCGACCGCAAUGAGAACUACGAGAAGUUCAUGGAACAAAUGGGCGUCAACAUGGUGAAAAGGAAACUGGCUGCCCAUGACAACCUGAAGAUCACCCUGGAGCAGACCGGAGACAAGUUCAACGUGAAGGAAGUCAGCACUUUCCGCACACUGGAAAUUAACUUUACUCUGGGCGUCACCUUUGACUAUUCUCUGGCAGACGGCACUGAGCUCACAGGAUCCUGGGUCAUAGAGGGAGACACGCUCAAGGGGACUUUCACACGCAAGGACAACGGAAAGGUACUAACAACAGUCAGGACUAUCGUUAAUGGUGAACUUGUACAGAGCUAUAGCUAUGAUGGAGUCGAGGCCAAGAGGAUUUUCAAGAGGGCUUAAACUGUUAUCUGCACUCCCAAUGUCAAACUUACAACUGAAGUGGGACAAUAUGAAACUUUAUAGUGUUUGAAUAUUUAACCUGAAAAUAGCUUUAAUGAUUGGCAGCCCUAAAGUUUACAAAACAUUUAUGUAAAUCGUGUCAUUUGCACUGUGAGUUUUGAUAUUUAUGAUAAUAAAGCUAUCUUAAGGCCCUUUUGUGAAUGGA